Molecule: messenger RNA, 1812 nt
Organism: Acyrthosiphon pisum (pea aphid)
Lineage: Eukaryota; Metazoa; Arthropoda; Insecta; Hemiptera; Aphididae
Gene: Tgt
Product: tRNA-guanine transglycosylase
Exons: 3
Coding region: 431-1609 (392 amino acids)
Cellular component (GO): cytosol
Molecular function (GO): tRNA-guanosine(34) queuine transglycosylase activity
Source: RefSeq, a predicted model, not a curated record
CUUAAUUCGUGGCUUGAACUCAUUACUCUUUGUCGGCUGUGACAGUUGUUGUAUAACCGGAAAAAAAUAAAUAAAUACAUUUAAAAUUUAUAUUCCAAAUGUAUUAAGUACUUCUCAUGUUUUAUUACAUCGCAAAUUAUAAUUUACAGGUAUUAUUCAAUGAAAACAUUUUAUUUUAAUUCAAUUUUUUUUCUGUACCUACCGAUUUACUAAUAAACUUUUGGUUGCGUAUAUAUAUCAAAUUGUUAAUAUUGAAAGCAGUGCCGUAACUAGAGAGUCAAAGACCCAGGUGCAAACAAAUGCAUAUGGGCCCCUCUUUCUUGAGAUACAUAAGAAAAGUCGGACUGACUUCACACCAUGGGAAUUUUUACUCCUUAGAUAGGAAUUUAUUUGAAUAGGUUCAAACCAAAAUUUAUUAAAAUAAAUCAAGAUGGAAAAAGCUUUGCAAUUUGAUGUGAUUGCCUCCUGUACUACUUCAAAAGCUCGUACUAGUUUAAUGAAAUUACCUCAUUAUACAGUGGAAACGCCAGUGUUUAUGCCUGUUGGUACCAAAGGAUCUGUUAAAUCUGUUUUACCAGAACAGCUGGAAGAUAUGAACUGUCAAAUUAUUUUAGGAAACACAUAUCAUUUGGGAUUACGUCCUGGAGUUGAACUAUUAAAAAAAGCCAAAGGCCUUCAUAAUUUUAUGGGUUGGAAACGUGCUCUACUUACUGAUUCUGGAGGCUUUCAAAUGGUCUCAUUGUUACAUAUGGCUGAAAUUAAUGAACAGGGUGUUAAUUUUGAAUCACCUUAUGACGGUACAAAAAGCUUGUUAACUCCAGAGAAGUCUAUUCAAAUACAAAAUGCAAUUGGUGCAGAUAUAAUAAUGCAGUUAGAUGACGUCGUACCAACUACUUCAAAAGACAAUGAAAGAAUGGAAGAAGCUACACACAGGACUACACGUUGGUUAGAUCGUUGUUUAAGUGCUCAUGAAAGACCUACUGAACAGAAUAUAUUUCCUAUUGUCCAAGGAGGUCUUAUAGAAAAUUUAAGAAAGUUAAGUGCCAAUUUACAUUUGGAAAGAAAAGUAAACGGUUAUGCUAUAGGUGGUCUCGUUGGAGGGGAAGAUAAAGAAGAUUUUUGGAAAAUGGUUAUUCUAUCUACUAAUUUAUUACCUUGCGAUAAACCUAAGUAUGUGAUGGGAGUUGGAUUUGCUGUAGAUUUAGUAAUUUGUUGUGCCUUAGGAGCAGACAUGUUUGACUGUGUAUUUCCUACGAGAACAGCUCGGUUUGGUUGUGCGUUAAUUUCAAGUGGUCAGAUUAGUUUAAGACACAAUAAGUUCAGAAUGGAUUUUAGACCAAUUGAAAAAAAUUGUAGGUGUUCAACGUGUAAGACAUAUACUCGAGCAUAUAUACAUCAGAUUGUCUGUACAGAAGCUGUUUCUUGCAGUUUACUAUCAAUACAUAAUCUUCAUUAUCAAAUGCAAUUGAUGAAAGGUAUUAGAGAGAGCAUCAAAGUAAACAAAUUUCCAGAGUUCGUCCAGGAAUUUAUGACAAAUAUAUACCCAGAUAAGAGUUAUCCACAGUGGUGUCUUGAUGCACUACAAUCGGUGAAUAUAGAACUGAAAUAAGAAUUUAUAUUUUAAGUACAAAGUUCUGCGAAUUGUAUAGUAUUGUUUGAAUUCAUAAUUUUCAUUGGUUGAAUAUUAAAACAACUACCAAAUACCUAUUAAAUUAUUUAAUUUAAUUUAUUUUUUUAAUUAUAAAGAUAUACAUUAUAUUAAGUUAGGUUGGCACUUACUAUUAUUUAUAGACUUUAUUUUAAGACUUGCAU